UUACUCUUACAUUUACACUCUCAAAGCGUUCGUAGUGUGUGCACUGUGCAAUUCUAUACAAGUAUACAGACCAGAAGCCAUCGUUAUCAUCAUUCAUUCAUUCAUUGACCUGUCAUCCACCGUACAUUUUUCACCACCAUCGAAUUCCUAAGCUCAUUAUAUUGUUUGGCUUUCGUUAAUGGCUGAAACCCUAGGUUCUGGUUCUAAAAUGAAGCACGAGAGUAGUAUGAGAGCCGAGAUCGAUACAUCGGCGCCGUUUGAGUCCGUUAAAGAGGCUGUGAGUCGAUUCGGUGGAGUCGGUUACUGGAAACCCUCUCAAUAUAGACUCUAUGAAACUGAGCAGCAUGCGAUGGAGGAGGUUGAUAUUGCAAAUGUGGAAGUGCAAGCAUCACAGUUGGAGAAGGACUUGAUUUUGAAAGAAAGGGAAACACUAGAAGUUUUAAAAGAGCUGGAAUCAACCAAGAUGAUAGUGGAAGAAUUGAAAUUGAAGCUACAGAAGGAAGCGUCUGAAGUGAGUAUGACACUUGCUUCAAAGACUGAUUAUAAGAAUGAGGCUCCUGUGGUGAAUGAAGAAGAAAAGGAAAACCAUGUUGAGUCUGUUCAAAAUAUGGUGGGUGGUUUCAAUGCUUGCCCCUCUUCAGCUCCAGGUUUAAUCUUAAUGGAGCUGAAACAGGCUAAGUUGAACCUUUCCAGGACUACUAGUGAUCUUGCUGACAUCCGAGCUUCUGUUGAGUCUCUUAACAAGAAAUUAGAGAAGGAAAGAAUUUCACUGGAGAAAACCCGUGAAAGAUUGAGCCUGAAUUCUUCCAAGGUAUCGUCUCUUGAGGAAGAGCUAAACCAAACAAGACUAAAGCUGCAACAGGCAAAAGAUGCUGGUGGUUCUGAUAAUCCUGUAGAUAUUUCAAUGGAGCUCCAAAGGUUGAGCUCUGAGGCAGAACAAUUCAAAAAAGUGGGAGAAGCAGCAAGAUCGGAAGUUUUGCGAGCAAUAUCUGAGAUUGAGCAGACAAAAACUAAAAUAAAAACAACUGAAAUCAGGUUGGUUGCAGCUAGAAAAAUGAAGGAAGCAGCUAGAGCAGCAGAAGCUGUUGCUUUCGCAGAGAUCAAGGCUCUAUCAAACAGUGAGAGCUCAUCUGGAGUUCUCUCACCAAAAUGUGAGGGAGUAACACUUUCAUAUGAAGAAUAUUCUUCCCUAACCUGCAAGGUUCAAGAUGCUGAAGAAUUAUCUAAGAGGAGAGUGGUAGAUGCUAUGCUUCAAGUCGAUGAUGCAAAUGUUUCUAAAAUGGAAAUUUUAAAGAGGGUAGAAGAAGCAACCGCAGAAGUCAAAACCAGUAAGAAGGCCUUGGAAGAAGCUCUUAACCGAGUAGAGGCUGCAAAUCGGGGGAAGCUGGCAGUGGAAGAGGCUCUUCGGAAAUGGAGAUCAGAGAAUGGCCAGAAAAGACGUUCUGUACACAACUCGACCAAGUUUAAGAAUUCUUACCCAUCUCAACAUCGGAAAGAUCCUCGUGUGCUUGAUGUAAAUGGACUGAAUUUGGUCGGUGAUGUAUCAAACCCUGUUUUGAAGCCAACCUUAUCAAUAGGUCAAAUAUUGAGCAGGAAGCUACUCGUCGCAGAGGAGUUUGAGAUGGCAGAAAGAGAUGCCGUGAAGAGAAAGGUAUCCUUGGGCCAAAUUCUCAGUAAACAAAAUGGUGAUGCGCCCUCAUUUCGGAAGGCUGAGAAGGAAAAUAGUCGCAAGCGGUACUCUGGAAAGAGGAAGAAGUUUGGAUUUGCUCGCUUCUCGCUGCUUUUGCCUAAGCAAAGUAAGAAAAAGAAGCCAACUUUAAACUUGAGAUGAUGCAGUGGAUGACCUUCCCGAGCUUUCAAUAAGCCACUAACAUUUCUAAUAUGUUUGUCUGUGUCUUGUUUAUGUUUAGUCGGAGCUGUCAUUUACAUUAUGUCCUUGUUUAUUUGGUUUACUAUCUAUAUUUCUUUGUUGUAAGGAUGUUGACGAUAUUUGUGUACUUAAGCUAUGAGAUUGUCGUCUAAAUAUUUCCUGCUUCAUU
Molecule: messenger RNA, 2039 nt
Organism: Pistacia vera
Lineage: Eukaryota; Viridiplantae; Streptophyta; Magnoliopsida; Sapindales; Anacardiaceae
Product: WEB family protein At2g38370
Exons: 2
Coding region: 179-1831 (550 amino acids)
Source: RefSeq, a predicted model, not a curated record